This is a messenger RNA of Camellia sinensis, 1218 nucleotides long. Its product is annotated as putative LRR receptor-like serine/threonine-protein kinase At3g47570. NCBI's taxonomy places the organism in Eukaryota, Viridiplantae, Streptophyta, Magnoliopsida, Ericales, Theaceae. Gene Ontology annotation, biological process: protein phosphorylation. Gene Ontology annotation, molecular function: ATP binding; protein kinase activity; protein binding. The record is from RefSeq and is a predicted model, not a curated record.
CUCAACCUUUCCUAUAACAGGUUUGAGGGUGAAGUUCCUAGUGAAGGAGUGUUUAGCAAUAUCAGUGCAUUCUCAAUUACGGGAAAUAACAAGCUUUGUGGAGGAAAUAAAGCAUUGCAAUUGCCCGCAUGUCCCACAAAAAUUUUGAAGAAACAAAAAAAGCAUUUAUCCAAUAGAGUACUAAUCAUUGCAAUUAGUGUUCCUGUCUGCAUCAUUUUGCUGCUCGCAUGCAUUUGUGUGACUCUGUAUUGGAAAAAAAGGUUGAAAGUGAAAACAAUUUCAACCUUGUCUCUUGGGAACCAGUACCCAAAUCUUUCUUAUGCAGAACUUCUUCAGGCAACUGAAGGAUUCUCCUCAAGAAAUUUGAUUGGCGAGGGAAGCUACGGUACUGUGUACAAAGGGAUUCUCAAUUCUGAAACUAUAAGAGCAAUUGCAGUCAAGGUACUCAAUCUUCAAGUAAGGGGAGCCAGCAAGAGUUUCUUGGCAGAAUGUGAAGCAUUGAGGAACAUCCGACAUCGAAAUCUUGUUAAGAUAAUCACUGCUUGCUCAAGCAUAGACUUCAAAGGCAAUGAGUUCAAGGCUUUGGUCUUUGAAUACAAAUCCAAUGGGAGUCUUGAGAGCUGGCUACAUUCUAGAUCAGCAAACGAGGAGGACUCCAGGAACUUGAGCCUUGUUCAAAGGCUUAAUAUUGCAGUUGAUGUAGCCUCUGCAUUGGAUUAUCUUCACAACCACUGUGAAACACCUGUCAUUCACUGUGACUUGAAACCGAGCAAUGUUCUUCUUGAUGAUGAUCUCUCCGCCCGUGUAAGCGAUUUUGGUUUGGCAAGAAUUUGUCUGACCGAGACCAGUGCAUCCACUCAUACACACAGCAGUACUUCAAGUAGAAUUAGAGGAACAAUUGGAUAUAUGGCUCCAGAAUAUGCUGUAGGUGGGGAAGCAUCAAUAAAAGGUGAUGUGUAUAGUUAUGGAAUUGUUUUACUGGAGAUGUUCACGGGAAAAAGACCAACAGACAACAUGUUUACAGACAAUUUCAAUCUCCAUAACCAUGUUAAGAUGGCUGCUGCUGAGCAGGUGAUGGAGAUUGUUGAUCCCUCACUGAUAUCGGAAGGACCAACUGAAUCAAAUAGGACUACUGGAAGCAGCAGAGGCAAUGUUGUUAGGACACUGAAGUGCUUGGGAUGAAUCCUUCAAAUUGGAGUAAUGUGUUCUGCAGAUUUA